ACAUCUAUUUAUAGAUGGAUUCGACUUUCAUAUAAUAUAUUUUACUUGUAUUUGUAUAUUGCUUUAAAUGCAAAUAUUAAAGCGGUGAAUAAUAUAGGAAACUGAAUAACAAUAUAAUUAAGACACGUCAGAUGUAUACAUCUCUGGUUGAAACACAGGCCUAUAGGAGGAUCUGUGCUCGAGGCUAUCGCAUUAGGCCAAUGUUUUGUCACAUGUUAAAAGCAUGUAAUUUGAGUGUGCGAGCGCUCGGUUAAUUACAGCGUGCAGACCGUAUUUUUAUUUUUUUUUAAAGCAUAUUUGCCAGAAGCAGGCGGAGCUAAGGAGGCUGAGAUGGAGGGAUGCUGCUGAAUAGCAGGUGGAGACCGCUGAUGUUUACGCGAUGCGCUCUGCUGAGGGAGGAUCAGAGGAAGCUGGAUAGCAGAUUAUUUUCGACGUGUCGUGAACAUUUCUCUCUGGAGGGUAUUUAUUUAUUUUUUUUGCCAUUUUUAAUCUUGCAGAGCGCAGAUUUACUCCCCGCCGCUCAGCAGACCGACCGGCUGUGAAAGGCUCCGUCUGUCUGUCGAGUCGCUGCAGGUCGCGACGAUGUGAAGCUCCAUCGUUGGGUCGACGGCCGCAGCCUUUUCCCUGAAACCUGAUAUUAUGCAGGGAACAAGGGGCACUGCACGGAUUCAAGGGGAACAAAGCACCGGUUCAGAAAACGUUUUACAAACUGGCAGUAUCAGCCAACUAUGGUCGACCCCUCGGAGGCUGAGGAGUGCAACAACAAGUGCAAAGGUCCACAGCUCGACACGCCAGCUGUGGCCACUGAAGACCUUCGUCUGCCAGAAGAGGCCGAUGGCACGACAACAGAGGAUGAUGGGGAUGCCGGUUUCGAGACGCCGCCCUCCGGCAGUUCUGAGCCGAGCCCCUGCCACACUGCUUUCCCGGCGGAGCCAGACGGCGCCUCUCAGGGGCCGCCCUCACCUGAGCAACCACAGACUCCGACUGCAAGAGAUCCGUCGCCAAAGUUGCACCUGGACCUGUACAACUUUGACUCACCAGUCGCAGAGGGCAGCCGUUACGUGUUGACAAGCCCUCACUCUCUGGAGGCGUGUGCACGAUGUGGGGUCAAACCCGUGGAGCUUCUGCCCCGCCCACUGGCUGACUUCGCCCGGGAGGCUCCCGGCCGCUCCAUGCGUGUUGCGACGGGCCUGUUCGAAGUCUACGAGAGAGACCGGCACGGCAAACUGAGGCAGUGCAGGGAGGAGAGGGAGAGGAUUGUUAGGGAGGAAAAAAGAAGGAUUCUGCAGGCGACAGUCAAUACCGGCAGCACUGCGUCACCCUCUGCUGUGGAGCAGCAGCGCAAAGCCUCCUCUGGCUCCUCUCAGCCAAAUAAAUCUGGGCCGGUGACCUCCAGCUCACCCCCUGAUAGAGCCUCUAGAGCCACAGCAUCAGGUCCAACAUCUAAAGCAGCUUCGGCUCUGUUAUCUAAAGCUCCCAACUCAAGUACAUCCCCUAAAUCUCAGUCCUCAAAAACUGCUUCCACAACCUCUACACCAUCCUUUAAAGGUGGUUUCCAAGGAUCUGCCAAGCAUUCACCCGAACAAGUAAAAACCACACGGCCGCUCUCGUCCGGCCCUCCACCAGUAGUCAUGAAGUCCUCAGGCGGUAAAUCUUCUAACACUUUCCCCAGAUCGACACCGAAAACCCCCUCCUUCCCUAGAGCAAACUCCACAUUAUCAUCAUCAGUGAAGAAGCCGGCAGUUCAGAGCUCUGGGACGCCUCUGAACGGCGUAACAGGAGCUCCGUUCUCUCAGCACAAUGGACACCUUGGCCUUGACUCCAAGGUGCCAGGAAAAAGCCAUUCGCUGGAGUCCUUACAGCGGAGGAUGGAUCCGGCCUGCUCUUCCACCUCCACCACCACAACCACUACUGCAUGCACCUCAUCAGAGUCGGGCGCUUCCUCUUCUUACAGCUGGGACGGCGCUCGAGAUUACUGGGCUAAAGUCUCCAGUCCUCGGGCUCGCACCAUGGCCACCUUCAACUCCCUGAUGGGCCGCAGCCUCAGCCUCGGCGACCUGAGCCACUCCCCGCAGACGACGCAGAAGGUGGAGCGCAUAGUGAGGGAGGUGAGGCGCCGAGGCCUGAAGGCCGUGUCCGAGCGCGACCGCAAGAUCGCAGCUCUGAUGCUCGCCAGAUACCAGGAGGAGGACAUCAUGAGUCAGACCCGCUACGUGGCUCACCUUCAGUGGGACAGUGAGCGCAGAAUGGACGAGCUACGGCGAGAACAGGAGGACAGGGAGAAGCAGCGCGCGGUGCUCCAGUGCCAGCGGGUGUGGCAGACCCAGGUGUCGAUACGGCAGCGACGACUCAGCCAGCAGGAGCGGCUGUCGACGGCUGCCAAGAUGCGACAGGCCGAGGAGAGUGAGGAGCGAUGGCGGGAGCUCGCAGAGCAGCAAGAUCGCAAUCGCUUGCUGAGGUUACAGCAGGCGGCACGAGAGGAGAAGCAUAAGAAGGCUCUUCAGGAGCAGAACCUGAAGGCCCUGGAGGAGGAGAGGGCGGCCAUGCUGGAGCAGGAGAGGCUGCUGCUGAAAGAGAAGCUCACCAUGGCCGAGCUGAAGAGGCAAGAGAAGGAGCACCAGAGCCAUGAGGACAGACGAGGUCUGAACAAAGCGGAGAAGAGACGCCACGCCGCCCUGAUACAGGAGAUCGCCCGCAGAGAGCAGGAGGAGAGGGAGGAGGCCAGGAGGGCAGCAGAGGAGAAGCUCAGCCGCUCCCUGGAGAAUUAUGAACAGAUAGUGGAGCGUCGAGGGCAGGAGCUGAAAGAAAAGGCCAAGCGCGAGGAGAAGCAGAUUCAGAAAGCACGCAAGGCAGCGGAGAAGCGCGAGAAGCAGCAGCAGCAGCUCCUGGAAGCUCGCGUGAAGGAGGCGGAGAAACGGGCCCAGCAGGCAUCUUUGGUGGCCGAGGAGAGGGCCAGAGAGAAAGCUCAGCGGGCCGUCAACACCCGGCAGGAGAAGGAAAAACUCCAGAGGGUCAACAGGCAGCGAGUGGAGGAGGAGGAGAAGCAGAGGCGUCUGGAGCUGCUGCAGUCCAUCGAGAGGAAGCUGGAGAAGAGCGAGCAGAUCUUCAAGGAGAAGAGGGCGGUGCUGGAGAGCGCUCGCUCUGUGGCCCGAGCCUCCUUUCAUGUGCGAGACAAAGUGCGCGAGGAGACCAACAUGCGUACGUUUGAUAAAAUGGCCCUGGAAGCUCUACUCAAAGCCAGCCUGGAUGAGAAAUAAACCCACGGCUCUGCUGUGGACCCCUUACUUGUGGUCAUGUGCUUGAUGCCUGCCUUCAUCAUGGCCCUCAUCACCCAACAGCUUUACCCUUCUUCUCAUAAAGACCCACAGUGUUAUUGUUUCCUUACAUAUCGUCACCCUAUCGAUGUUCGAUGACCUUUUUGACCAUCAUUUUUUUUUAUCAUAGAUCCUUUCAAAGCAAACCAAAUUUUGCAUCAUGGAUGUAAUGAGACUGCAAACUUAAUCAGCUGACAUAAAUGAACAGUAAAGCCUGUACGGGACGUACAGUGGACUUCAUAUUAGAUGAGAGGAAGAGAGCUGCCCUGUGCAGCGACACAACCCCUCCCCGCUCUUUCUCUUUGCCCUCUGUGCCGUCUAUCUCAGCUACUGGACUGAAAGCUGUGCAGUCAUGAAAAGACUCAUUGUUUACCAGGAAGCACAACUCCAUGACAACUGCAGAGGCUUUUAAGGGAGCACUCCUGCAGGGGGAAAUCGAGCGCAAAUGGUUCCACUCCCCCCCCAAAGUAAAUGCAGGAUCUUUUUGUCCUCGCACUGUGACACAGCUAGAUAUAGCAUAGAAAUAAAGCCCCGGGUUGGACACUUGUCUGUGCCGCUGACAAUGCAGCGCAGGAGGGCCGUGUGCACGAGCCCCAUGCUGAUGAAGCAUCAGAGGACACAGAUUCCUGCUGCAGGGUUGUUCUACUCUCCGUCUUUUUCCCUUCAAGGACUCCCUCUGUCUCCCCCUCUUCAUGUCAGAUUACAAUAAACAGUAAAGCGCUCUGAGAGACCGCCAUCUUUUGACCAGUCGAUCUGCUCCCAACACAACCGCCUGGUGACCGAGUCAAGGUCAACAGGUGCUGGUGAUGAACAAGCUGGUGAUGUAACCCACAAUCCUCCUUCUCUUCCCACACUGAACUUUAUCAAGUGGAAAACACCAAACCUUUCCUCUCAUGGAAACAUCCAUAUCAAGAGUUUUUUUUUUCAUUUGAAACUAUUAACAGUGCUAUCUAUUUAGAUGCAUAAAUGACAUGACAUGUACAAGGUUCAAAAACAGCUUUAUUCGCAUCAAGGCAUGUUGUUCGGUCCCUAUGAACCCUCUCACCUUACCCUAACAUGUGGGCUUCUUUUCUGUAUCAUUUCUGGUGUUAAGUUAUAAUUUGUACAUUAUCCCAAAAUGCUUAUGUCAGUGAUUUACAUUGAGUUGCUGCGUCAAGGACAGAUUUUCAGUUGUAGCAAUAAUGAAAUGGUCAAUUUAACACAAAUAGGCGAGUAGUUUUCAAAAAGCCUCUGUUCAUGUAAAUGAUACAAUCUGUGCAUACAGUCAAAACCAGGAGAAUAAAAACAAUUUUACAAGAUG
Anarrhichthys ocellatus (wolf-eel) is the source of this 4614-nucleotide messenger RNA. RefSeq names its product coiled-coil domain containing 177 (gene ccdc177). Bases 729 to 3257 code for a protein of 842 amino acids. The transcript is spliced from 3 exons. The record is from RefSeq and is a predicted model, not a curated record. Lineage: Eukaryota; Metazoa; Chordata; Actinopteri; Perciformes; Anarhichadidae.